Molecule: messenger RNA, 1588 nt
Organism: Gadus macrocephalus (Pacific cod)
Lineage: Eukaryota; Metazoa; Chordata; Actinopteri; Gadiformes; Gadidae
Exons: 8
Coding region: 253-1209 (318 amino acids)
Biological process (GO): programmed cell death
Cellular component (GO): cytoplasm
Source: RefSeq, a predicted model, not a curated record
UUAUAAUAACUGCAUUUUUGGGCAUACUGUGCAACAUCAAAAGACGUCACAGUGACUGACUGCUCGCAGUACACUGAACAUGGGAGUGCCAAAAACCAGGCAAGCAUCGAGGCUACCUUGCAUCCUGACCAUGCUCAACUGACCGUGGCACAUGACAGCACUUCAGAGCACAACAAUUCCUUUGGUGUCUUGAAGAAAGAAGAUCUAGAUUUGCAGAAGCUACAUGAAGUUUUCAAAGACAGGCUCAUCGACAUGGAUCAUUGCCAGUUCAAACAGGUUCAAAAAGAGAGAGGUUGGACUGUUUCCGGACUGGUGACGCAGAGGAUUGUGACGACUCAGACAUCCACAAUUAGUCAGAGUGACCAACAGGCAAGCUCUAUAGGAGGCAAGAUUGGGCACAUGAUCACUAAGAUUGGCCUAAAUGUGAAUGCAGAGAUAUCCAGAGGAAGAUCUUCAUGCCUGACUCUACCACCAAAUACGACCAUUGCUUACAGGAAACAAAAACUAAGUGUGCAACCAAACGGAGUCUUUGACCUGAAUCCCAUGCGCAUGGUGCUACACUCAGGUCGCCUUAAGCUGCCGAGCAGCACCUGGCUAACAGAGGAAGUUGCCGAGCUGAGUCCUAACUUUGAACUGCUUUCGGGUCUCAAAGCGUCAGCCAGGGCCUCUCUGCUCCAGCACCUCGUUUCAGCCAUGAGGCAGUGCGGGACAGUCAAUCUACUGGAGAGGGUGCUAAGCCAGAUGCUCGAUGGCGAACUCCCCUCUGUGGUCCGUGUUGAGGUCGAGCCUCAGAGAGAGGCCCUCCAGGGCAUACUGGAUGUCCUGUCUGACAACGGACUGGAGACCGAGGACCCCAACAGUCCUCUCCGUGCUUUUCACCUCGUUACCAGUGCCCUGGCUGAAAUGCCGGAUGACGGCCUUGCUGUCCUGGUGUCGAGCUGCACUCCCCCAGAUCCCAAGAUGCUGAGAUCCCUGGAGCUGCUGAUGCAGUGUUUUAUCGAGAAUGGGGAGAUGUCUCUGAGCAGUGAUGACCUCGCUCCCCUGACCGGGGAGACCUUCCAGUUGACAGAGGUGCUCUUCAGCUCCUGUGGAGUGGGUCUGCAGAGAGACGGAGACGUGCUGAGGACGGAGCUCAGCAAUUGCUGCGAGCCGCAGCCUCUCAUCCUGUACAUUGCCAUCAAAGGCCUUGCUUCCCUAGCCUGGUGUUAAUUAGGGACAGGAAUCACCAGGAUGCUCACAAUAUGAUAUCACAGGGGUUUUCGUAGACCAUUAUUAUAUGGAUUGCGAUUCUUUGUAUUUUGCGAUACAAUGAUAUUCCCACUUUUGGUGAAAUGUUAUCUUUUGUUUCUGGCUUUCUAUUAUUUCUUUAAAAAAUUUUAUUUUAUGUCACCCUGACAAUUGUGGAAGCAAAGAAUUUAGAUUCUCACAUGAAUUUGAUGUUUUUUAUAAAAUUUGUUUUCACAAUGUAGGAUUCAAUUUUCUAUGCCAAAAAAAAGAGUACUGUGUUGUUUAACCUUCUCAAUCUCAUUGCGUUUAAAUCAUUGAACAACCUUAAUAAAGACAACAAUCAAAUUUGUUAUUUACUGCA